Messenger RNA from Phytophthora nicotianae INRA-310, 1621 nucleotides. RefSeq lists its product as hypothetical. NCBI's taxonomy places the organism in Eukaryota, Oomycota, Peronosporomycetes, Peronosporales, Peronosporaceae. Bases 119 to 1351 code for a protein of 410 amino acids. Gene Ontology annotation, molecular function: DNA binding. The transcript has a single exon. The record is from RefSeq and is a predicted model, not a curated record.
CCCCCCCCGUGUAUCUUUUGUGUGUGCGCUAUACCAUCACUCUCGCGAGCGUGCAUCGUCAUCCUUCUAGAACAACCGAAGCCCCCUUCCCCCUUCUCUCUUCAACGCAUCGUUCACUAUGGCCUCCGCCGCUGUGCUCAAGAGUGCACGAUCCCACCCCAAGCUACUGUCGCUGCAGCACGUGGACGACGCUUUCCUCUCCUGCAGCGGCAACGCGCCCAUGACCCCACUGGGCAACGACGCACCGCUCUUCACCGCCACCGUGUCCCCGCGCGAUCCCGCCGCCAAGCUGGCUGCUGCAACCUCAGCACAGGCCUCCAAGGGGCAGUCCAGCCCUGUGACCAACGCAUUUACCAGCCACCGCGUGUGCAUCCCGUCUUCAGCCUCGAGCGAUGAUGCUUCUGACGAUGAAGACGAUGACACCGAGGACGUGUCGCGCUCCUCCGGAUCGGCCUCGAAGCCCAUCAAGGGCAACACCGGUCGCUGGACUGAAGCCGAGCACAAGCUCUUCUUACAGGGUCUUGAAACCUUCCCCUACCGAGCCUGGAAGAAGAUCGCGACGCUCAUCAAGACGCGUACCGUCGUACAGAUCCGCACCCACGCGCAGAAAUACUACCAGAAGCUGGAGAAGGAGGAGGCGCGUCUUAAAGAGCGCGAAGCUCAGGACCGUGCAGCCAUUGCAUCUGGUGCUACGCCCUCCUCAAUCCCCACCAGUCCCGCCUCGCAGAAGAAGAAGAUGCAUCUCAUGCGCAAGCGCAAGUGCUCCAUGCUCGACAUGGACACGGACACCGAUAGCGACGCGUCUGUGCUCCCCAGCGUACCCAAGCGUCUUGCGCGCGAGCAGCCUCUAGCUGGUCAAAUGUCCCCCAAGCAGAAGAUGCCGUCGCUCUCGGGUAACAAGGUCUUCUUCGCCAACCCGAUGGACACCCGUUUCAUGUUCGCCCGCAACAUGAAGAGCCACACCGUUAUGCAGCCGCCGCACCAGCUGCCUCUGGACUUUGCUGACGCUGCAGCUGAAGCAAUGAUCCUCGACUUCGCUGAAGACAAGGCCUUGACCGACUACUCGUUAGACUGCGUGGACCAGACUCUCGCGUCUAUCGAUAACGACGACCUGCUGGAGCUCACUGAGGAGGAGCUUGAUUGGUUCUCGACCACGGAGGAGAAGGCUAGUGUGGUCAAGUCUGAAGCCGUCGAGACGACGAACGCCGCACCCUUGUCGGAGCUUGACACGGCCGCUCUGGGUGGGGAUAAUUUUGCUGGCGACUUAAGUCUUGACGAUGCCGAUGACGACUUUGUGUUGGACCCAGAAAAAUUCCUGUCGAGCUACUUCGCCCCGAACGACAAGGCAUGAAAUGGGAAGGGCGACGUCGUGGUGGUCACAAGUGCUGCAGCUUCCUCGUAGAGCGCCGUCCCAUUUGUCCGUCCGUCCGUAGUUUCUUGUCCCCAUUUUUUGAGAUCCCCCUACCACCCAACUUCCUGUUAUGUUGGGCAUUCGAGCUGUAGCUGGUGCCCUUCUUGAGAAGUGUCCUAUUAUUAUUAUUAUUCAAACAUCAAAACAUUUUUUUUUUUAAUCUCAGCCUGAAUUUGGUCAAGUUGAAGUUUCUAAACGGAGUUAGGGCAG